AUGAAUUGUCUGGGCAGCAAAACGCAUAUCAAUCCUUAUUCCUUCUAUGAGCCCCACCUCGACGUGAAUGAGAAGUUUCCUCCCAUCGAGAUCUUCGAAUUCAGCGACCCAGGACUCCGGGCGGACCCCACCAAGCCCCACCUACUCACGUCUAGCGUCACAAAGAGGCACCUCAGCCCGUGUAUAGGGACAGAACUCAAAGGGGUGCAAAUCUCGCAACUUGGAAAGGAAGGGCUGGAUGAGCUUGCGCUGUUCGUUGCAGAAAGGAAGCUGGUUAUCUUCAGGGAUCAGGACUUCAAGGACAUUGGUCCUGAACGCCAGAUCGAAAUUGCGCGUCACUUCGGGCCCAUUCAGUGCCAUCCCACUUCUGCAAACGUGAAGGGCUAUCCUGAGUUUCACCUCGUCUUUCGUAAGACGGAUCUCUCUGACCAGGCAAAUCGCACUAGCUGGCAUACAGAUGUAACAUACGAGAGGCAGCCACCUGGUACCACCUUCCUCUUCAUCCUUCGCCAGCCAUCGCUUGGUGGAGACACGCUUUUUGCGAGUCAGGUCGAAGCCUACAACCGACUCUCUCCAGAGUUCCAGAAACGUCUCCAAGGAUUGACAGCCGUGCACAGCGGCGCCGUUCAGGCAGACAACGCCAAGAGGUGCGGCAGGCCUAUCCGUCGCGAGGCCAUCGAAACUGAACAUCCACUCGUCCGCCAGCACCCUGUCACGGGCGAGAAGGCGCUUUUCGUCAAUCACGGGUAUACUAAGCGUAUCGUCGGUUUCAAACCUGAAGAGAGCGAGUGCCUGCUAAAGUUCUUAUUCGAUCAUAUCUCUAAGGGAGCCGACUUCCACGUGCGCGCGACUUACGAGCCUGGCACUGUCGUCGUCUGGGACAAUCGUGUGACGGUGCACUCUGCAACGCGUGAUUUUCCACUUGACGAGGACAGGCUUGCUGUGCGUCUCACUCCACAGGCAGAAAUUCCCAUUCCGGCUUGA
Heterobasidion irregulare TC 32-1 is the source of this 984-nucleotide messenger RNA. RefSeq lists its product as uncharacterized. Gene Ontology annotation, molecular function: 2-oxoglutarate-dependent dioxygenase activity. The record is from RefSeq and is a predicted model, not a curated record. The transcript is spliced from 7 exons. Gene Ontology annotation, cellular component: cytoplasm. Bases 1 to 984 code for a protein of 327 amino acids. NCBI's taxonomy places the organism in Eukaryota, Fungi, Basidiomycota, Agaricomycetes, Russulales, Bondarzewiaceae.